Molecule: messenger RNA, 1578 nt
Organism: Bipolaris maydis ATCC 48331
Lineage: Eukaryota; Fungi; Ascomycota; Dothideomycetes; Pleosporales; Pleosporaceae
Product: glycoside hydrolase
Biological process (GO): carbohydrate metabolic process
Molecular function (GO): hydrolase activity, hydrolyzing O-glycosyl compounds
Source: RefSeq, a predicted model, not a curated record
AUGAGCCCCGACUCGCCCAUCAACCCAAUCAUACCGGGCUUUGCCCCGGAUCCAUCCCUCAUCCUAGUCGACGACACGUAUUUUCUGGUAAACUCGACCUUCCACCUCUUCCCCGGCCUCCCAAUCUACACCUCGCGUGACCUCGUCCACUGGCACCAAAUCGGCAAUGCCAUCAACAGGCCCUCGCAACUCAGCUUCUCCAAAGCCUCAACCCUGAUCCACGACAUUGGCAACAAUGACCAUUUGUACGCCACAGGCGGCUUGUACGCACCCACGCUCCGCCACCACAACGGCACCUUCUACAUUGUCUGCACCAACGUCGUAAACCACAGCCCAGACUCCGCCCAAGAAAGCGAGACCAAAAACUUCAUCAUCUCCACCACUGACAUCUAUGCCUCCGCCUGGAGCGACCCCGUCUACUUUGACUUCCACGGCAUAGACCCCAGUCUCUUCUUCGACCCCCACACAGGAAAAGCAUACCUCUGCGGCUCCAAGUCCCCAGGGCCCUCUACAAAAAUCACUCUCUUCGAAAUCGACGUAACCACAGGCGAGAAACUGACAGAGGAAAAAUACCUCUGGCAUGGCACCGGAGGCAUAUACCCGGAAGGCCCGCAUAUCUACUUCCACAAUGGCUUUUACUACCUCAUGAUAGCCGAGGGUGGCACGCAUGAAGGCCACGCCGUGACCAUGGCGCGCAGCAACAAUCUGCUCGACGGACCCUGGGAUCCCAGUCCACUGAACCCCAUACUGACCGCUGCAAACACGGACGAGUACGUCCAGUGUACGGGCCACUGCGAGGCGUUUGCCGCCAAAGACGGACAGUGGUGGGGCGUCUGCCUCGGCAUCCGCAUGCGCGAAAAGCAAUUCUACGGCCUGGGCCGCGAGACGUUUCUUACGCGGGGCUCGUGGAGCGCUGAUGGGUGGCUUAAGUUUGAGCGCGCGACAAUGCAACUGAGUAUUCCUAGUGUGAGUGUUGGUGCGGAGAAGAAGAAGCUAAGUGCAGUGCCUGGAGUGGAUUAUGUGUAUAUUCAUGAUCCUGUGCUACGAGAUUACGACUUCGAUCCUACAGGUAGAAAUGUGGUGGUAAGGGCCUCGCCGCAUGAUUUGACUGCGCCGCAUGCGUCGCCUUCGUUUCUGGGUAAGCGCCAACGCUGGAUCGAGGGUAAAAGUAGAGCCACGCUUGUUGUGAGUUCUUCUGUCCAUGAAGACGCGCGCGUUACCGCAGGUUUAGCGGUGUUUAAAGAUGAACAUCGCUUCUUUUCCGUUUCUUAUAGCCCAACUCAAUCGCCUCCGAAACUUGUCCUCCACAUCUUGAACACAGCCAAGAAGAUAGAUCAGAACCACACUUUCGAUUUGCCGAUUCGGCCAGAGUCUUUGGAAUUCAUCGUCGAAUAUACUGAGAUGCAGUAUGAGAUUUCAUACAGACUUGAUGCUGUGGGAGAGAGCAACAAAGUAGCGAGUGUAGAUGCGAAGGACCUUAGUGGCAAAGACUUUGUAGGGCCGAUUUUCGGGGUUUUUGCCAUUGGACAUCAAAAGACAGAGGUGAAGUUCGAGUGGUUUGAGGUAGAUUCCGCAUGA